CGAAUUUCCCGCUUUUUAGAAUGCUAUAGAAGCGUAAUGGAACAUUUAACGAAUAUAAAUAAUAUAUUGUGCAUUUUUCAAUUUUUUUUCUCAAGAUUUAUGAGAAUCUUGUACGAUUUCUCUUGAUACAGUUAAAAUAGUUUUGUCAUCGAUUAAAAAUGUGCCUUAGAAAAAUGUUAGAUAUAUCAUGAAACUUUUGUGCCGAAAAAUUUACUAUAUUUGUGAAUAUAUACAUUAUAAUCAAAGAUUUUUAGUGAUGUGUAGUGAAAUUCAAUAUAAUACGGAGUGCCAAAAACAACAAAACUAAAAUAUAAUUCAUUGAUAUUAUAUUGUUUGAUAAAAAAUAAGUUGUUUUCAUGAAUGUAAAAUCAGCAUUAAUAUUAUAAGAAUGUAAGGUUAGAUAUACGUUAUAAUUUAUAUUCUGUGUGUUAUUAUUUCUUAAUAUAUUAUUUUGUUUAUAUGAUAAAAGUGUUUAAAUAAAUCAAUAGAACUAGAAAAAAUCAACAAUAUAAAUAGUUCAAGGACAUUCUUCUUCAUCAUUUUCAUAGUGUGCAUUGUGCAGUGUAUACAAUAGAUACAAUCUCCAAAUAUCUACGUGAUAUGUUUUUACUUUGAUUACUGCAAGAAACAUAAACAUGGCAGAUCGAGAUUAUGAUAUGGGUCCAGCUACAGAAAUGAUGAUAAAUGAUUUUGAUGAUGAGCGGACUUUAGAUGAAGAAGAAGCUUUAGAAGGUAGUGAAGAUUCUCACAACGAGUUGUCCAACUUACAAAAGGAUCAAGCCUGUGAAAUGAAAAAAUCAAGCCCAUAAAUAAUUACAAUUAUGAUAAGUUUCUACAACACUUUGGACUCAAAGAAGGUGAUAUGCCACUAAAAGACCUACUUGCGAUGUAUGGAUACGGGGAUCCAUCAACGGAAAAUUCAAACAGUUCAGACCGAAUGUUAAUUCCAUCUGGAAGCGGUGAUCCAGAAAUUGAAGGACAAUAUUCAGAUAAAGGAGAUAAUGACGCAGAUGAUGAUGAAGAUGAUGAUGAAGCGGAUGCAACUAGUAAUGAACCAGAUCUCAAGCAAUUUUAUACAGAAAUGUUGGUAAAAGGAAAAGAUUCGUCGUCAUUAGUAUCAGGAUCAACAAUGAAAGGAAAUAAUACCAAUAGUGUAGGUACCGGAGAUAAUAGUAGACGACAUAGAAUUCAUGAUGAUGAUGAAGAUGAUGAAGAAGGUGAAGUGGAAGAAUGUUCUAUGAUGGAUGGUUGUAGUAACAAUGAAAGCACAAGAACAACUUCAACUAUUGGUGGUAAUACUACUAAAUGUAGCAGUAUAACCGCACUUGCUAGCUGUACAACAAAUGAUAAUACUGGUGGUGGAGUGGAAAUUAAUGUUAGCAGUGGUAUGGUAGAUGGAGGAGAAGAUGGAAUAGUUAGUAGUGGUAUAGGCACAUCAAGAUUACUAAGAAGCGUUUCACGACCACAAAGCGAAGAAGAAGAAGAUGAUUGUGAUUAUAGUCCAGAUGAAGAAGAAUGGAAGAAGACAAUCAUGGUUGGUAUUAAUUAUCAAGCGGCUAUACCAGAAGGUCUUUGCCAUUAUGAUGAUGCUUUACCUUAUGAAAAUGAGGAUAAGAUGUUGUGGGAUCCUAGCCAUAUACCUGAAGAGGAAACUGAAGAGUUUUUAGAAAGAGCACAAUUACCAGCUGUAAAAGGUGGUUCUCUUCCUACAGGAUCUCAUAUCAGAGAUGACGAACAAGCCUUAUAUUUAUUGUUACAAUGUGGCUAUAAUCUUGAAGAAGCAUUAAGGAGACGAAGAAUGAACGUCGUACCACCAACGGAUGCAGUUAGUCUAUGGUCGGAAGAAGAAUGUCAUAAUUUUGAAUCUGGAUUACGAAGUUAUGGAAAAGAUUUUCAUCUUAUACAAAAAAAUAAGGUUAGAACGCGAUCUGUUGGAGAAUUAGUGCAAUUUUAUUAUCUUUGGAAGAAAACAGAAAGACAUGAUAUAUUUACAUACAAAGCUCGUUUAGAAAAGAAAAAAUAUGCUUUGCAUCCUGGUAUCACCAGGGACUAUAUGGACCGAUUUCUGGAAGAACAAGAGGGUGUUCGCGAUCGUAGCAGUUCACCAAACGUUCAUUGUUUACUAUACGGUGAUGCGAAACGACAAAGGUCAACCGUUAGUGUUCCAAAUAACGAGGAAGCAAAAUCAGCGGAACCAUGGGAUGGUUCUGUAAUUGACUCUUUAGCAGACUCGAAUGGACCGACACCAGUACCACCGCCACCACCACCUCCACCACCACCACCACCAAUAUCAACUGCUGUAACUGUAUCUUCAGGUUCUGUUUCAACUAUAUUGUCAACAUCUAUAUAUUGUACUGCGACAACUCGUCAUUCCGAUUGUUCACCGUCCGAUUCUAGCUAUACAAAUCCACAUAUGUGGUCGAAUUUGACAUCUCGAAAUCAUUCUACCUCCUGUAUCGUAACGACGAUCUCAAUAAAUACAACAACAACAAGUACUGUUCCAAUGGUUACGGCCAUUGGAAUCACAAGCACGGUUACAAGCAGUUCUACCAUCACUUCUACUGCCUCUAAUAAUUUUUAUCGCUCGCGAGUAACGUCGAGAAACAAUGAUGUGCAUGAUACACCAUCACCGGAGAACAUUUUACCUCAUUUACCUCCUUAGCGUCGAACACAACUUUCAGGUUUUCAGCCUGGAAGGUGUCAAAUAUCUUGGUGCGAGAUGAUUUAUUUAACACUCGCGUUAUCAUUAUCGUCAUAACAUAUAAUAUUCGUUAAUACCACGAAUUAUAUUUUUAUACUAUAUCGUAAUAUGAUUAUUAAUUUCUAUAGCGAAAAUAAAAAAAAAGAAAAAAAAAGUUUUUCGCGAAAUCGAAAUAAAUAAUAGCAAAUUAAGUAAAAUUGGAAAGAUAAUUGAUUAGAUUAAGUGGUAUAUGAACAUAAAUUACUACAGCUUUUUCCAUACUUUCUGCUUUCUACUUUCCUAUAACCAUUCCCGAUGAUCCUGUAGAUUUACAAAAAGAAUAUAAGUUUAAAAUGUGUCUAAAUGAUUCGCAUUUUCAGAUUUAUAAAUAAUUAAAUGUUAUUAAAGCGAAUGAACGAUACAAUUACAGAAUUGUAGUAACAGACAAAUUUAUAAAAAAUAAUAAUCGUUAUUUAAAA
Messenger RNA from Apis florea (little honeybee), 3159 nucleotides. RefSeq names its product mesoderm induction early response protein 1. Lineage: Eukaryota; Metazoa; Arthropoda; Insecta; Hymenoptera; Apidae. Gene Ontology annotation, molecular function: transcription corepressor activity; histone deacetylase binding. The record is from RefSeq and is a predicted model, not a curated record. Gene Ontology annotation, cellular component: nucleoplasm. Gene Ontology annotation, biological process: negative regulation of transcription by RNA polymerase II.